This is a messenger RNA of Glossina fuscipes, 2084 nucleotides long. RefSeq lists its product as uncharacterized. NCBI's taxonomy places the organism in Eukaryota, Metazoa, Arthropoda, Insecta, Diptera, Glossinidae. The transcript has 5 exons. The record is from RefSeq and is a predicted model, not a curated record. Bases 128 to 1990 code for a protein of 620 amino acids.
GUGUUUAACUAAUAUCCGUGAAUGAAAAAUGUUUUGAUUUUCUAAAAGUGCGGAACGAUGAAGUUAUGAUAAGGCAUUUAAAAUAGCGGUAUAAACUAAAUAAAGCAAGAAAGUGGUCAUUAGUAAUAUGUUACGUUUUGCAAAAAAUAAAUUCGACACUGUAGAAGUAAUACGCAAAUUAUUUGUGUCCUACAGAAGGCUGUUUGCUUUACUGUUAGGCACUUGUGUUUUCUUCUAUCUAUUGCCGCCAGUGUUUCGGUAUCUUUUCAUGAAAACAACGGAGAAGAAAGAUCCGUUAAUGCAAUGCAUGGAUGAUCGUUUAACUCCAUUUUUUUUGCAAAACUUUGAAUUUGAUGCCAACAUACGACAUGUGCCGGUUUUAACCGGUGAACGCAAUAUUCUACCAUACAUAGGAAAUGGUUAUAUAGGCUUAGAAAUUGUACAUGACGCUUCCGUGAACAUCAAGUACGGGCGUGCCAUGCAGUUGCCUACACAAUUUUUCCCAAUAAUAUCAGUUUUGCAAACUACAGAAACAGGCCGGGAGGCAACCGUUGUAGAAUAUCUUACCGGCAUUGUUUGGCGUUUUCAGUGCUUCGCCAAUAUUUUCGUUUCGUAUUCUUAUUACGCUCAUCGUACAUUGCCUAGUAUACUUAUGCAGGAGCUAAGGUUCACUAAUACUCGUAAUAACAUAGAAGAAGUGGAAUUGAUUUUACCUCGUAUUAAUUUUGCAAGUGUAUCAUCGCGAUCUUUAACUAUAGGAAAUUACAAUAAUUUUAAUGAAUUUGAAAUCAAAACUGGUACAAUUGCACCUAAGCCUGAAGAAACAUCGAACGUAAUUGUUCUGACAGUUAUUAAACCUAAAAUUUCUCGAACAAUACAAUUGAAAAAGCGCGGUAGUGUUAAGUUAGAUGUACCCAUAGCCGUGCACUACUCAAAACCAAUAAACAAAGAUAAACAACAAAUUGGCGCUGUCGUGGAAGAAACUGAGCAAAGAGCGAUAACAGCUAUAGCAAAGCUGAUGCAAUCUAAAGAAGUUUCAUUUAGUGCGGCAGUACAAAAGCUACGACAAUCUCAUAUUAACGUGUGGUCUGAUUUGUGGGCUACAGGAUUCACUAUAAGUACCUCCAAAGCAGAAAACACUUUGAAUGGCGAUCGCAUUAAUGCUACAAUGUAUGCCGUGCUCUCUCAAACUCGUAGUUAUGAAUUUGAAGAAUACGUUACGGUCGCGGCACCGUCCAAGCAGGAUAUAGACAAAGCGUUAACCUAUGCUGAGGGUUGUUAUGAUUCUUAUCAUACCUUACAAGCGGAUAAUCUGUGGCUAUCUAUGGACUCUCUGGCCGAACUUAAUAACUUGGUGUCAUCAUGGAUGUUAACGUUGGAGAAGCAAGGUUGCCACAAUUUGAUAAGAGCCGGCUCUUCAGGCGUUAUACAAGCUAUGGUUCUGAGUUUCGGGAGUUUUCGGUUUAGCAACCAACAUUUGGAAUGCAAUAUACACCCGAAGUACUUGCAUCGAGAUUUUCAUUUUCGUCGCUUAAAUUAUGGCAAUCACACACAUGUUAAUGUCACAAUCAAUGUGACUGACGAUAACAAAGCUGUUAUAAAUGUAGCUUUAGAUCGAUCAGAUCGUAGUUAUUUUGCUUGCGACGGUGGUUGCAUGGAUGAGCCAGUGCUAUUAACACAAAGUCGUCGUCAAUUUCCCGUAAAAUUAACUGAACCAUUGACUGCUAUACUAUACAUAACGGAAGACAAGCAACAUAUUAUUGAAUUACAUAAAGCACUGCAUGUAAAAGAGGUGGGAGAAGCUCCAGCCCACGAACAGCAUGUUAUCGCGCUACAUAAACACGGUCAUCAGUUGGGAGGUUUGCCUACUUUGUUCUGGGUGUCGGUGUGUGCAAUAAUUAUAGUAUUCCAUAUAUUCUUGUGUAAAUUAAUAAUUAAGGAGUAUUGCGAACCAACCGAUAAAUUAAGAUAUCGCUACAACAAACCAUGAUUUUAAGUUUCAUGCCUUCAAUAAAUCAUAAAAUUGUAAAGGUAUUUCUUACGUUUAUUUAAAAUAUGCUUUUAUGGGCUUAUCUUUCGAAUUC